AUUGGGUGUUCGUUCAGCUUAGACAACCGGAAGUAGUCUCAGUAGGGAAGGCUAAUUAAUAUUUCCGUGUUUUGCAAUCUAGUGUUACACAGUGUGUUGUUUUAAUUGCCAUGUGCAAUGUAUGGUUGUAUUCGCUGAACGCCUCUGUCAUCAAAAGCUUGGUCUGGGAUGUCAGGGGAGGACAUUGAACUCACUGGCGGAUAUAGACAUCGCACACCAUUCUAUAUUUUCCGGACCUAGGCGUACAAAUGUCACUAACACAGACAGCCAUGAGCAGCAGCGCAGUGACCAGUGCCCAGUGGUUGGGGACCGGGCAAAUGCCACAGCCUUCCAGGGGCCCUUAUAUCUCAGUCAUCACCAACAGGACAACCAACAUGGUGAUCAGAGGGGCCAUGCUGUUUUCUGUGGGCGUCUUCCUGGCCCUGGUGCUGAACUUACUUCAGGUGCAGAGAAACGUCACCCUCUUUCCCCCUGAUGUCAUCAGCAGUAUCUUCUCCUCGGCCUGGUGGGUGCCGCCCUGCUGUGGCACAGCCUCAGCAAUGAUCGGGUUGUUGUACCCCUGCAUCGACAGUCGUCUGGGUGAGCCACACAAGUUCAAGCGGGAAUGGUCCAGUGUGAUGCGCUGCGUGGCUGUGUUUGUGGGCAUCAACCACGCCAGUGCUAAAGUAGACUUCGCUAACAAUGUCCAGCUGUCUCUGACUCUGGCAGCGCUCUCCAUUGGUCUGUGGUGGACAUUUGACAGGUCCCGCAGCGGCUUUGGCCUGGGAGUCAGCAUCGCUCUGUUGGCAACGCUGGCCACCCAACUCCUGGUUUACAACGGCGUCUUUCAGUAUACUUCUCCAGAUUUCCUGUAUAUUCGCUCCUGGUUACCUUGCAUCUUCUUUGCGGGGGUGAUAACUAUGGGUAACAUAGGACGGCAGCUAGCCUUGUAUGAAUAUAAAUUCAUUCAGGAAAAGACCCAUCAGGACUGAGGGACCUCUUGGAUUCAUCAGGCCUCUGCUCAAAAUGACAUUGAAUUUGCACCAACCUGAAGCCAGAGGCAAAUUAUUAUAGAACAUCUGCAUGCAGCACAGACCAGGACUGGCUGGCCCUGGAUGAGCCAGUCAGGCAUGUCAAAUGAAUCCUCAGCUCCUGAUUGGCUGCCUGUUGCUUUACGCUGGACCAGACAGUAUUUUUGAUUGGCGCAAUACAGAGCUCGGGGCUGCCAGGCUACAAAUCUGAGCUGAGGUGAACAAUGAGAACGGAGUUUGUUGUGUUGUUUCGUUUGGUGCAGUUUAAUUCUACUUACCUAGAAAGGGAUUAGUGUCAAAGCAUCUAUCGUUCUUCAGAUCAGCUCUAAUGUUUAAAAGCUUUGGCUCCAUUGUGCCAAACACAAUCACACGGGGAUCAGUUUUAAAGUCUCCUUAUCUCCUGGUUCUUUCACAUCCUUCACGUAUCAGUGGGGAACACAGCCUGGUUAACUUAUAUCUUGGAAGAUAUGCAUCUAUAUACCAGACCUUUUAUUGUAUAUAAUUAGCUUAUACCUGCAUUUACAUUUUCUUGAUAAAGAAUGAUAUGUAUUGUACGCUUCUCUGCCCUGGCUGUGAGGACACCGGGUGUUCAGUGCUCACCUGUAGCCUGUGUGUCACUGAUAUUUACAGUAUCAUCAGAUCCAAAGAAUGAAGGAAGAGUGCUGUCUUAUUGAUUGAGCAAAACUCUAAGGGUUUAGGUUGGAAGUGAAUGGUAAUGAAUUUACACCGUCUUAAGGAAUUAGUUUAAUCCAUACAUGGACACUGGCUUAGGUUUUAAGCACAUUUUCUUUGUGAAUUCCCUUAUUGUAGAACACUUUUUGUUUUUAAAUACCUUAAUUUCAGGGAGCAACAAUUGUCCAAAUAUGUAACUACAGCCUUUUCACUUUCCUGGUUAAGAAAAGCAAUUUUUGCUUUCCCCAAAAACAGCAGGAAUGUCAAAUUUCCCCGCAUACUGUCUUCUCAGCACUUGACUCCAACUUGAUGGUUCUCCUUUAUGGACCAUAGGUGUUGAAUACCUCAUAUGACAGUAGACUGGUAAGUAGAACUUAAAGUAGAAUAAAGUCAUUUCUUAGUGCAUGUAAAGAGCGUAUGUAUGAUCCUAAAUAUGUCUUCGCUUAUAUUUACAGAUAUCGCUCACACAUAAAUACAAUUAACUAUCAUUUGUUAGACAAUUUGCAUGUUUUCACAGGGUUAUAAAGGAUACUUGUGGUGUUAUAGGGGGAAACCCUGAGCAUCCUUUCUUUGGACAUAUUUUCAACCACACUUUUUUCUGAGCUUGGUUGAAUAUUUUGCUAUAGGAACUGUUUGUACUGUUUAAAUACUGUUACAUUCCUUUUAACUUGGCCACAAAGAAUACAUAGUGUUUUGCAGUGAUACAAUUAGUUUAAAAUCUGAAAUUGUCCCCUGUAUGAAGUACGUGUUUGUUGGGUGGAUGGAUUGGGAACCCUCCUGGUCGAAAACAAAUAAAAACAAUAAAGCAAAUGAGGAAUAAAACAAGGCGCUCUGUAUCUGUAAGAGGUAUGACUGGAUCAUUUAAGGGACAUUUUUAUAACAAUUUCUAAUGAAAAAUGUUGGGUAUAAUUACAGUAUUUAAUACAAACUCUAAAACAGUGUUUUUGUAAUAUUCCAUGAUAUAGGUUAGAUGAUGUGGAGAAACCAUUUUAAUGCUUUUGUUUUCUGAACAUGUGCAGUUUGUUUUGGUGUAAUAAAGACCAUGGCCUUUUGGUGACUGCA
Molecule: messenger RNA, 2744 nt
Organism: Micropterus salmoides (largemouth bass)
Lineage: Eukaryota; Metazoa; Chordata; Actinopteri; Centrarchiformes; Centrarchidae
Gene: insig2
Product: insulin induced gene 2
Exons: 7
Coding region: 249-971 (240 amino acids)
Biological process (GO): cellular response to insulin stimulus; SREBP signaling pathway; cholesterol biosynthetic process
Cellular component (GO): endoplasmic reticulum; SREBP-SCAP-Insig complex
Source: RefSeq, a predicted model, not a curated record